Messenger RNA from Bombus pyrosoma, 1218 nucleotides. RefSeq lists its product as uncharacterized. The record is from RefSeq and is a predicted model, not a curated record. Gene Ontology annotation, biological process: actin filament bundle assembly. Gene Ontology annotation, molecular function: actin filament binding. Gene Ontology annotation, cellular component: cytoplasm. Bases 1 to 1218 code for a protein of 405 amino acids. Lineage: Eukaryota; Metazoa; Arthropoda; Insecta; Hymenoptera; Apidae. The transcript is spliced from 5 exons.
AUGGUGCUACCGUUCAUACCGCCCAAGUUCGCCAACGCGGACUCCAACACUCUGCUCAAGCCGUCCGAGUAUCUCAAGAGCAUCUGCAAGAUUUCGUCAAAGAGCAGCCUGUUGAAAGCAAGAUCGGUCGACAAUUUGGACAUACAAAGUAGAAGCGGUGACCGAAGAGAAGGCUUCGUCAGACCGGAAGGGACCGAGGAACAGGAGCAAGAACUGAGGGAGACUUUAGCGGAAAGGGGUGCCACGCGCAAAGCAACUCGGGAGCUGGAGGAGGAGGAAGAGGAAGAGGAUAGGGUGGUGGUGGUGGUCGAAGAGGGAAAGGAAUCGACUGCAGGACCUCCGCCGCCACCGUUGUCUCCGCUUCAAAAAUCUCGGCGUAUCAACGAGGAGUCCAACACGGUCGCGAUGACCGAUCUCGAAUCACAGAAAACCCUGCAGCCACUCGCCACCAUCAGCAUUCAAGAUCUGACCAGUAUCCAACUGCGAAGAACUUCCGCGAAAAUGAACGCGACGAAAACGUUCUCCGCGCCUCCGCCGCGCAGCGUAUCUAUGACGAACGUUUCAGAGCCGUUCUUCGUACAAAAGACCGAUUUAAUCGCGGAACUGAAGAGAACCAAGGACAUCCCUGGAAUUAAGAAGAUGAAGGUGGAGAUGGCGCAGGUGGAAAAGACACAGGAGCAGAAUCUCAUGUCGGAGAUCAACAAGGCGUUCAACGUUUCGAAUUUCGUGGAUCAGAUCCCAGAGAAAGACAGUUCGGGGAACGUGAUACCGAUAUGGAAACGACAGAUGCUGGCGCGAAAGGCUGCCGAGCGAGCGAAGAAAGAAUUGGAGGAGCAGCUCGCCAGGGAAAACGAAGAGAGACGACAGAAAGCGAUUCCUGCUUGGAAGAGGCAGCUCCUCGCCAAAAAGGACAACGAAGAAAAAAGACUGAACCAAGUGUGCGCGACGCCAACAGCCAAAGUAGAUGCGGUGGCGACGCCAACGCCAACGCCGACGCCGACAUCGAGGAGGGAUGUUUCGCCUUCGUCUAUCUCAUCGCGCACUACCCACCGACACGAAGAGAAACCAGACGUCGAGGAGAAGAAGCCUGCCGACGCGAACUCCUCGCAUCAAGGAUCGCACGGGACGCAGGCAAACGAAACAGACGACGACGCUCAAAUUAUUCCGUGGCGAGCACAGCUUAGGAAGACCUCCAGCAAACUCAAUAUUUUGGAUUAA